This is a messenger RNA of Racocetra persica, 1479 nucleotides long. Lineage: Eukaryota; Fungi; Glomeromycota; Glomeromycetes; Diversisporales; Gigasporaceae. The record is from the annotation of a GenBank genome assembly.
AGAUAUCCUGAACCUGAAAAAAGUGAUGAUAAAGGCACCGAAACCGACUCGAAUCACAAUCAAAUGCUUUACUAUCAUAAAUUAGGCACUCCUCAGUCUGAUGAUAUUUUAAUUUAUAAAGACCCAAGCAACCCUGAGUAUAUGUGUGAAGCUUCCGUUUCCACAGAUGGUCGCUACGUAAUUCUCAAAAUUGUAAAAGAUUGUGAUCGUGUAAAUAAAUUAUGGAUCUUUGAUUUAGAAAAAAUUAAUCAAAAUUUCGACUUUCUCAAAAUUGUUGAUAACUUUGAUGCCGAAUUUGAAUAUAUUACAAAUGAUGAAACAACAUUUUAUUUAAUGACUAAUUUAAAUGCACCCCGAUAUAAAGUCGUAAAAUAUGAUUUAUCUCGACCCGAUGACGGUUUUAUUGACAUCAUCAAAGAACAUCCAGCAGAUGUUCUUUCUUCUGCAGACGCAAUUGCAGAAACAAAUCUCGUUCUUGUAUAUAUGCAUGACGUGAAAGAAAAAGUAUCCAUUCAUUCUUUGUCCACCGGAAAGCAUAUUAAGGAUUUACCAAUCCCUAUAGGAUCAAUAGAAACAGUUGCGGGGAGAAGGGAAGAUACAGAGUUUUUCUUUAAAUUUACUAGCUAUUUGAAUCCUGGUAUCAUUUAUCGGUACGAUUUUUCAAAGGAAACAUUGUCAGAAUAUCGAACUACUGAAGUUCGGGGAUUUAACAGUGAUUUAUUUGAAACAAAACAAGUCUUCAUUGAGAGCAAGGAUAAGACUAAAAUUCCCGUUUUUAUUGUUUCACCGAAGCAUAUCGAUUUUAAUUGCAAUAACCCUACGUUGUUAUAUGGAUAUGGAGGAUUCAAUUUUAGUUUAGCACCGUCAUUUUCUACUUCUUGGUUGAACUUUAUUAAGCAGUAUAAUGGCAUUGUUGCUGUCGCUAAUCUUCGUGGUGGCGGUGAAUAUGGUGAACAAUGGCAUAAAGCAGGAAUGUUGCACAAUAAACAAAAUGUUUUCGAUGACUUUCAGUCGGUUGCUAAAUGGUUGAUAGAUAAUAAGUAUACACGCCCUGAGAAAUUAGCUAUAAAUGGUGGUUCUAAUGGUGGUUUACUAGUUGGUGCAUGCAUAAACCAGGCACCCGAAUUAUUUGGUGCUGCAGUAGCAGACGUCGGCGUUAUGGAUAUGUUGAGAUUCCAUAAAUUCACUAUUGGACAUGCGUGGAAAAGUGAUUAUGGUGACCCUGAUAAAAAGGAAGAUUUCGAAUAUAUUUACAAGUAUUCUCCACUUCAUAAUAUACAAUCUACUAAACCAUAUCCUUCGGUUUUAUUGACCACAUCGGAUCAUGACGAUAGAUAUGUUGCAAAGAAUAAUCCAAAUCCUUUAAUGAUUAGAAUCGAAACUAAAGCUGGUCACGGACGUGGAAAACCUACAAAGAAGAGAAUCGAUGAAUUUACUGAUAGAUAUUCAUUCAUCGCACUCGCAACUGGUGCCGAAUGG